AUGUCGACCAAAGACUUGGCCUUCUAUACGGAUGGCGACUAUGAAGACGACAUCGAGCUGCGGCUCUACGUUGUCCCCCUCAAAUCGUACCCGACGCCAAUGUUGGAUCCAUGGAGGUCAGAAUAUGCGGAUUCAUCAGUGGUACAGAGCCUCACUGCGCUUGAAUCCUUCGUUGUGAACGUGAAGUGGAACGGCCAGCUUGCCUUUUCGAGCCCUCAAGGCUCCGUUACCCCGUCCAGAGAGAUACCCGGUGAAACCAGGGUAAUCAUUGAGGCCGGACAAGAGACUACUCUCAGCAAGCAAGUCCCCGGUUCGCCUACGUGCUGCUUUACGUCACCUGUUUCUAUCUCAGAUCUCACCGUCGCUAGAGCAGUCAACGAGACAGGCCUCCCCGUACGCAUAUCGCUCGGGUACAUCACCGACUUCAAUACUCCGGAAGAGAUGGUUCAUCCGAAGAUUACAACGCCCACGCCGCUCGGCGUCCCAUCGCAGACACGGCAUGUAUGCUUCUGGCAACCUCCAACCCGUCAUUCGCGCCUACGUGGUGGUCAAGCCCGAGGGCCGCUCGUCCUACAGUAUUGGAAGCGCUAA
This is a messenger RNA of Trametes versicolor FP-101664 SS1, 591 nucleotides long. RefSeq lists its product as uncharacterized. The transcript has 8 exons. Bases 1 to 591 code for a protein of 196 amino acids. The record is from RefSeq and is a predicted model, not a curated record. Lineage: Eukaryota; Fungi; Basidiomycota; Agaricomycetes; Polyporales; Polyporaceae.